Anopheles funestus (African malaria mosquito) is the source of this 5588-nucleotide messenger RNA. RefSeq names its product protein suppressor of sable (gene su(sable)). The transcript is spliced from 4 exons. Gene Ontology annotation, biological process: negative regulation of DNA-templated transcription. Bases 1183 to 4956 code for a protein of 1257 amino acids. Gene Ontology annotation, molecular function: RNA binding; metal ion binding. NCBI's taxonomy places the organism in Eukaryota, Metazoa, Arthropoda, Insecta, Diptera, Culicidae. Gene Ontology annotation, cellular component: nucleus. The record is from RefSeq and is a predicted model, not a curated record.
UUUCUGGAUAAACUUCAACUCUUAGCUAAUUUCGCGUAAUACAAGGAUUGUUCCUUGUACGUCGCCCGCUCUCGAUAGAGUACGGCGCACAGUACGGGAAUGGCUGGGCCAGGCUCGCGCUUCAUGCUUGGGGCGCGGUUCUACCAGCGCUCUCCGUCAUCGUACGUGAAAAAAACCCAACGAAAAUAUGGCUCGAAACGAUAACACACUCCGGGAUUCGAUGUGAAAUUGAAUUUCCAUUAUUGGCCUAUCUCGAUUGGCUGCAGGGAAAGACGACAGAGGUCCCCGGUGGUUAUCGGUUUUCGUCCCCGAAACGAUCGAUUUCACCUGCCCUCGGUUUCAGCGCUUUGCAGAGAUGCCAUAAUUAUUUAUUUCGAUCGUAUGGCCUCCGCUAGAAGCGUCGGUACCACGAGCGCAGGUAUAAUUGUCGUACAGGAAAAAAGAUGUGAUUUUGGAAAGUGAGCAAUUAGUCGCGAGGCUGCGUUUCGUCCGUACGUAAUUAUGUUUUGCAUCCACGUAAAGUUCUACGAAACACAUCUCUUGCGUUUAUUUCGGGAUUAGUCAUUUCCAUUUACGCGAUUUUCAGUAAUCUACGUUCUUAGCAAAGGGAAAUACAGAUAGAAGAAAAGUUCUUACUCCAUCGCAGUGCAUAAAUGAGCGAAAUAGCGCGAGGUAAUUCACUACCGCAGGAAAGAGCCAGCAGUACAAGUUUGUGAAGGAUAAAAAAAUACGAUCAAAGCAGUCUUUCGAAACGGUUAUGGAAUUGCUUACAUUGAAUCGGUAGCCAUCUUUUAUUCGAGAAGCGCUCUUGCAGAAGAAAAGGUAGGAGGAAACGGCGAGAUAAGGCGAGAAUGAAUCACACACACACCAUCAUGCAAAGAGUGUAUGCGUGCGCGCGCGCGUGUGUGUGUGUGUGCACGUGGAUUGUUAUUGAAAUAACGGCGCUAACCUGAUGAAAAAAAAGUACUGCAGUGUGUGCGAUAGUGUUGUGCACGGGGUUGAACAUAUGCGUGGAAAUGAAACGGAGCACACUUGGCCCAGUAGUUCACGGCAAGCACAGAGAGACGUCACGUCGUCUGUGGUGCUUAUUUGAUCGUUUUUUUAUUGCAAAAAUUCAGUGUAUCAGUAUCAUGUUUUAAAGAUCACUUCAAACAAAUACAAAAAGCCUAACAUACACACACAAUGAGCGAUCCAGAAGAUCUUGAAGACGGUGAGAUCGAAGAUGAUGAGGAUGAAGUGCAGCCGGAAGAUCCACCGCUGAUUCAACCUACCCCGGAUUAUUAUGCGGAGUACGAGCCGAAGUCUGAAGAUCAUCCUCCGAACAGUGAUGGUGAAGGCAAAGCUCCCGCUCAGACCAACAAUCGAGAAAACACAACAAACCACUCGAACAAAAGUCAACGAUCUUCCAAAAAGCCCGCACCCGUCGUGGAUGACUGGGCGACAAAGGUCGAGAAUGCCAUUGCAAGCGCACUCAUAAAGGAUGGCGUACAGCCACCAAUGCCAUCGUCGGUUCCGCACGGGAAUGAAACCGAGGCCGAUGCACAUUCGGGCUCUUCCAGCCGGAAGUCGAAGAAGCGCAAAAAACAGCACCGCGCCGGUGAGGGACCGCACAACAGCAAGCAGCAACGACUGAGCGGCGAGCCGGAUGAUGAUGGGGAGAUGGAUCUGGAGUACGAAAUGUUAAACGUGCGUGGAAGCAGCCCCCAGCACAUGAUGGGACGGGAUUCGGGUCGAUCCGAUUCGGAGGCAGACGAUACGCAUUAUUCUUCCGAUGAUUCGUCGAUGCGUGAUCGAGAUGGACACUAUCGGGGUAAUCGAAGGGAUCGCGAACAGAGAGAUCGUGAUCGCGAGCGGGAACGCGAUCGGGAACGAGAGCGGGACUACAACCGUAAGAAGCGGAAACAAUCACGCCAGAGAACCAAUAACAGCAAACCGAACCGGGACGGCCGGAAACGAAAGCGUGAUGAUUCGGAUGACGAGAAGCAUAGACCGACGGGACCACGUAAGAUGGAGCUGUGUAAAUUCUACUUAAUGGACUGCUGUGCAAAGCGGGAAAAGUGUCUGUACAUGCACAAAGACUUUCCCUGCAAAUACUACUACCUAGGCAUGAAGUGUAAGGAGAAGGACAAGUGUCUCUUCAGCCACGGUGAGCCACUGUCCGAUGAUCUGCGAGCGAUACUGUUGAAGCAUCUCGAGACGGCACCGCAGGAGAUUCUUGGCAGCUUUCAGCGCAUUAGUCGUGAUAGUGCAAUCAACAUGCUGAAUGCGACCCAUCGCAAACUGCAAGAACGGUACGGCGGUAAGCCAGAUCCCGUACCAGGUGGUGGGGGCGGCAAAAUUCCUUCACUGCUAGAUGUGGUUACGGCACAACCCUCCAACAGCAGCAUGCUCAGUCCAAAGCAUUCCCGCAAGUCUCGCUGGUGUGAGCAGCAGCGACAGGACGAUGGUGGCCGAUCGAGUGAUGGAGAACCGUCCGAAGGUGGUGGUGAUAUGAACAUGCAACUGGCCGGUGUCAUCACACCUGCCCAGAUAAGCGAUCUCGAGCAGAUGGGCAUUAGGACGCUGGACGAUAUCAGUCAGCUUACGGUGGCACAACUGAACGAGCUGGGGCUAAGCAUUACGCAAAUCCAUGACCUGCAAGUGCGGGCUUUGAAUGCGCAAAAGCAAGCAGCUGCUAGUACGAGCAACGAGCGAAGGCGUCCUGCUGCUGUGGUGGUCGAAACGGCGAAAGAUCUCGAUCUGCGUACCCUCCCAGGAGCGGAAGAAUCCAUCACAAAUGCCAACGUACACGACGGUACCAAAAAAGACGUGGAUAUGCGAGUACUUCCAUUAGCUGAAGCCGGUAGUAAGCUAAACAACAGCAACGAUGAGGCAUUGGCGGGUAGUGCCCUUCUUAAGCCACCCACAGUGGAUUAUUCACAGUACAUCAAGGAUUCCAAUUUGGACGAGGAAGACCUCGAUGCGGUAGCAGCCAAUACGAGCUCUUUAUUAAAUGUUCCAGAAGAGGACGAUGAUGACGAUGACGAUGAUGAGAAUCAUUUGAAGAUUAACAUCGAUGAGGAGGAGGAAGAAGAGAAGAAAGAAUCGGACGAGAAUGAUCCAUCGGUGGCAGAGAAGCGAUCCGGCACUGGGAGUAUGGAGGAAGAUCAGGAGGAAAAGAUGCUUCUUCCUCCACUGAUACCACCCAAGAUCGAUUAUGCCCAAGGGCUUGGUGAUAUAUUGAAGUACAGCACUACGAUAGAUAAAUCACUGCAUCAGCAGAACAGUAAUGAAUCGCCUCGAUCGCACCGAUCACCAUCGCCAGCGGCAAAGGAUGAACCGGCUGGAACGCUGCCAGGCCUGUCGGACGUAUGGACACCGUCCAUGGUAGACUCGCAAAGCAGUGGCCAGGGUUACAGUGUUCCACAGCAACCGAAACCAUCGGCUAAAUCCAACACAGCUAAGCAGCGAAGCACCACCGGGUCAUCGAUUUAUGAAUGGUAUGAUUCGGACAAUGCGUCAUCCGAUGGUGGCCGAAGUUCGCCGAUGGCAACACCCUUCCGGUACGGGUCGGAAAAAUUGCUACCGCUAAACAUUGCGGAGGAUGAUCCUUACACUACCGGUAGCAGCAGCAGCAUCAUUGGUCGUGAAGCAUCGAGCGAACUAGGAUUUCCAUUCAAAACGAUGAUGGCCAACUACGUGCCGGCCACCGAAAUAGACGGUUCGAUUGGGUCACACGCACCGAUCAACUAUAAGGUGUAUGUGGUUGACGUACCAAAACCCAACUACGGCACACUCCGUCGCUCGAUGGCACGUCCGGUCGGUACAAAGGAUCCGCGUCUACGAAGACUAUUCGGAUUGCAGAGUGAUGAUGACGAAGACAGGGACGAUACCAGCGAUGGUAUAAAAUCGCCGGAUCCUAACCCGAAUACAUCACCCCUGCACAAUAGCGCACCUUCGCUACCGGUGGCUAACAAACCGCCGGUCAUUAGCAGCGGUCCACGGUUAGAUCCACGCAAGCGGCACGCAGAAAAGCAACAGCAAGAAGCAGCCCAACCGCAGCCGGCGGGUCCGUUUGGCACGAUGAAGAGUACGGCUUCCAAUAACUCCAUGCCGCAGAUCGAUGUACAAGCGAUCCUACAAAAGUCUGUCUGGUAUAAAGAUCUUGGUUCGCAGCACAAGAUCAUGGUCAACCAGCAGCUGGCAAUCUUGUCGACGGAGAUGAAGAAGUAUCACAAUUCUGACCGUUCGACCGCUCAGCUGAGUGAGUUCAUGAAGUUUCUCAGCACGAACAACAUGCUGCAGCAGAUUCUCACCUAUUUGAACGUAUACGUUGACGAUUCCGUCACGUUCUGUGAGGUUCAGGCCGUACCCAACCUGCCACCACCUUCGCUCCCGAUGUCGACGAACAUUCCACCACCGUCGAUUGGCGGACCGAUGCCAUCGAUGCAGUUGCCAAUCCCAAUGCACGUACCGCCCCCGAUCGGUGUGCUGCCAGGAUCGAUGAGCGUACCACCUCCACACCAACCGAACAUGCCUCCAAUGUUUCUGGGCCCCAAAGCCGCUGGUCCCUUUGGACCACCGGAACCACAAACCGGUCCUCCACCUACGGGCAUGAUGCGACCGGGUUUGUUGGGCGUUUCACCGAACAUGCCAUUCGAGCAGUUCCUAGCAAUGGGUAAUGUUAACAAAAAUGACGGUGGUGGACCCGGCAACAAUGGACCACUGCCACCGUGGAUCCAGGGUAAUGGGAACAAUAUGCGAAACAUGCGCAACAACAAUCGCAUCGGGCACAACUUCCGGAACAAUAACGAUCGAUGGAAUAACAAUGGUGGCGGUGGUGGUGGCCCACCGAUGAUGGGUAAUAAUGGCAAUAACCCGGGUGGCCAGGGCAACAACAUGAACAACAAUAUGAAUCGUCGAAACAAUGGCAACAACAACAACAACAACAAUCGACGAAUGGAUCGAAAAAAGUAGAUCAUUUGAGAGAGAAAAAAGCAACCCCGCAAGAGAUUAACCAGCCAGCAGCAGCAGAAAAGCAAUAAGGAAUUUUGGCUAUUACUAGUGCUACUACUACAACUACUACGCUUUGCCCAGUGUGUGUGCGUGUGUGUCGCCCUAAAAAUGAAUGAUAAGAUGAUUGGUGCGAGAAGAUGAGACACAUGGUAAAUAUCGCCAUGUCCGUGUAAAAUAACUCAACUAGAAAAGAAAAAACUUCCUUGCAUUGUCGAUAGGCAAUGCUUUACACAUCGUGAAAUUUUAACGAUGGAUCAAGAGAUUUACUAAGAGAAAUGUCUAAAGGUUAAAGUAGAGAAUAAGAAGGGAGAAGGAACUCACACAAUCAGUUCCUGCUCGACGACGUACAGGUCUUCUUUUCCCGCUUAAGAGAAAUAAAUUAUAUAAUUAUUGUACAUCACCAUUUACCUAUUCAAACCCCGCCCCCGGGCCCGGUGUGAGGAGAUUCACCCUGUGAAUUGGUUUGCUCUAUCAUGAUUCAGUUCACCGGAAGCCUUGCUGUGUAGAGAGAGAUAAUUUAGCGUUGAUUUAUGUACGAUUAGGGGACCUUUCCCGAUGUCUUUUUUGUGCAACAAAAAAGCAGGUUAUGCGAA